GUUAAGGCAGCUACUAUGUAAGGUCAGUCAAGGGUAGCUACAGCCCACCUUCCCUUCCUACCCAGAACUCCCAGACUCCUUCCCGCGCCAAUACGCGUCGUAUGUAACAAUAUUUGUGAUCCCAUGUUUCUUGUCCCCACAUGAGCUUAUCAAGUUCUCAUCAUCCAUUGGGCUAAGCUUCGUCAACGGAACUCAAUUACAAUUUUCUAUCCAUCUAACACAUUUCUUCUCCUUCAUUACUUACCUAAUUACCUUUUAUUGUUGCGAGCCCUCGAUGGAUGGGAUGGUCGUUUGACCAUAGUCGUUAAAUCUUUGCCCAUCCGUUGACCUUUCAAGCCGGGCAAAUUUAAUUAGUAGUAUAAUCCUGGUCUUGACUAGGUACUUGGCUAAGGUGGCGCGCUUUGAAGGCUACCGAAACAACGGCUAACUGCCUGUCUCCAAAGGCAACCAACCCUUCUAUCCCCUAACAAUUUUCUCGUAGCAUUUUUCGAUUAAUUGAUAAAUUGCCCUGGUCCGAGUCGGGUUCGAGGCUGUCUUAGGCAGUAGUGUACUUCAACGAAUCGACUUCACCUCGCGAGGUUAACGGCAAGCAUGGGGAACGAAGGCAUCCUUCGCGCCCGUACAAUCGUUCUUAGUCUAUUUAGAGCCCUCUUCCUCUCAGUCGGCCUCACAUCCGCGAUUCCAACGUCUUAUCAUGCUCUCGAAAAUACUCUCGAAAAUACUCCCGAACGAGCCGAAGAUGGCGCCCUCUGGGUGCUUUACGUCGUGUCCAUAGUCCUCGUGCUCUUAGGAGGUGCCUUUGCCGGUUUGACCAUAGCGCUCAUGGGCCAGGAUGAGAUCUACCUUCAAGUAAUAUCUUCAGAUCCUGAGGAACCCCAACGAAAGAACGCAAAGCGUGUCCAUGAUCUCUUAAAUAAAGGCAAACAUUGGGUCUUAGUGACGUUGUUGUUGUCCAAUGUUAUUGUCAAUGAAACCCUUCCCGUCGUACUAGAUAGGUGCUUUGGCGGUGGCGUUGCAGCAGUUGUUGGAAGUACUGUCUUGAUAGUCAUCUUCGGCGAGAUCUUGCCACAGUCCGUUUGUGUUCGCUACGGUCUUCAGAUCGGCGGGUAUAUGUCGAAGCCCGUGCUUCUGAUGAUGUACCUAUUCGCUCCCGUCGCAUGGCCAACUGCAAAGCUCCUCGACUGGUUAUUAGGUGAAGACCAUGGAACUGUCUACAAGAAAAGCGGGUUGAAGACGCUGGUCACGCUUCAUAAAUCUCUAGGCGAAGUUGACGAGCGUCUAAACCAAGACGAAGUUACCAUCAUCAGUGCUGUCCUAGAUCUAAAACGCAAGGCUGUCGAGGAGGUUAUGACGCCGAUGGAGGAUGUCUUUACCAUGUCGGAGGAUACCGUGUUGGAUGAAAAGACUAUCGAUCAAAUUCUCGACGCCGGCUAUUCUCGCAUCCCUAUCCAUCAAACCGGAAACCCGACGAAUUUUGUUGGCAUGCUCUUGGUCAAAAUCCUCAUCACCUAUGACCCUGAAGACGGUAAACGAGUCAAAGACUUCGCUCUCGCUGCCCUUCCUGAGACCCGACCUGAAACUAGUUGUCUUGAUAUAAUCAACUUUUUCCAGGAAGGAAAAUCCCAUAUGGUACUUAUCUCAGAGUCUCCUGGUGAUGAUCAUGGUGCCCUGGGUGUCGUGACGCUUGAAGAUGUGAUUGAAGAGCUUAUCGGAGAGGAAAUCAUUGACGAGUCGGAUGUAUAUGUCGAUGUGCAUAAAGCCAUCCGUAGAUCUCAUCCCGCCCCCAAAGCUCGAGCUUUGCGGAGGGAGCUUAUGGCCAAGGACCUUGAGAACAGGAAUAGCACGCUUAUUGACAUAGAUGAAGAUGGACAAGAGCAUCAACCUAAACGGGGUGGGUCGAUCAGCAGCAAGACGGACGCUUCUGCUCUCGGUUCUAGCCCGAAGAUGACGACGUUGCUGAUGCGAAGACGUUCGGCCGGUCAAGACGGACUACUGGUGCACACUAUGGUCCCAGUCAAAGCCAACUUCGAGGAAAUGAGGGAUCACUUGAAGCAUCUUGGCCCGUCGAACCCUGCAUCAAAUCCUAAGAGCACACGAGUUUCGGCAGUUAAGCUCAAGCCCGGUUCAACAGCAGUUACUGCCACCCAGCAACGCCCAAGUUCUAUUGCGACAGAUGAUAUUACAGAAGAUCCAAUUACGGAUGUCGAUGAACGCACAAGUUUAUUAGGACCUCAAUUUAAAGCAAAAGAUGGCACACAUGCCCUACAGCAGAGUCACACCGAAUCACCUUCUAAUCCUCCGCCCGGGAUCGUGACCAAUUUCGAAAGCGAGGGUUCCGAGCAAGUGACCAAAGGUACACAAACUAAGCUCUGUGUCGUGGUCGAAAGUGAUGCCUCCCCGACACAAGAUUCCACGAAAGAAAUCAUGGAGAGUGUCUAUGAUGCUAUCGGGCGGAGAAGAGGCCACGUGCGUAGUGGUAGCAUUACCGAAAAUAUAAUCGAAUCCGGUGGUAUUCGCAAAGUCGUUCUUGAGGCUAACGAUACAUCGUCAGGCGACGAAGGACAGAAAGCAGUCAUGCCUGCACCGUCUGAUGAAGAAGGAACGUCUUCCACGGCCACAGUCAUUCCCACCGUCACCAAAGACAAUAAAGGGAAAAAGAAAAAUCGUCGCAAACACAGGAAUGGAGGGAGGUAAAAGAAGUAUUAUGCCAGCGCAAGGGGAUACGGCCUGAUAUUAUUUCAGUAGAACAGCGAUAAUGUAACACUAUAUGACCGCAUAAUUGCCCAAGGUAAAUUCUCUGUAGAGCAUUUACCGGGUUGGUCUCAGGACCUCGAAUAUCGGUAAUCAGGAUCCCCAUAGUAUCCAUCUAUUAAGCCUAGCCUAUGUAAGAUCAUCUCGGACUGUUGGUUAGCACCAACUAUGUAACACCACCUAUCACAAUAAAAUGCUAUCCACAGAAUCGCCAGAGUUCUAAAAGUGGAAGAUAUGCC
This is a messenger RNA of Daldinia vernicosa, 2990 nucleotides long. RefSeq names its product DUF21-domain-containing protein. Lineage: Eukaryota; Fungi; Ascomycota; Sordariomycetes; Xylariales; Hypoxylaceae. The transcript is spliced from 3 exons. Gene Ontology annotation, biological process: magnesium ion homeostasis. The record is from RefSeq and is a predicted model, not a curated record. The coding region runs from base 592 to 2694 and encodes 700 amino acids. Gene Ontology annotation, cellular component: intracellular membrane-bounded organelle.